This is a messenger RNA of Amoebophrya sp. A25, 1435 nucleotides long. Lineage: Eukaryota; Dinophyceae; Syndiniales; Amoebophryaceae. The record is from the annotation of a GenBank genome assembly.
AGUACUAGAUGUUACUAUGGAGGAUGCUCGUCGUUUUGUGGUGUGCCGAACAGAGAGAGAGAUCUGCUGUACUAGAGGUUGUGAUGUGCCUGGUAGCUCAGCAUACAUGAAGAAAAGUUCUUGCUCACUCAUUCCCGCUUUGGUUCACAUUAAAUUUCGGGAAAAUGAAUAUCCGAUCGUUCGAUCAGUCGCCUCCGACGCGGCCGCCGGUUGCAGCUCCCGGGAGCUCGCUCAGUGUGCGGCAGAGAGCAGGGAACGCUGCAGUAGUUUCAGGUGGUGAAAUGGGUGGGAACUCGAACAACGCACACACAUCUGUAGGAGGCGAUGGUCUGUCAACUGCACUAGGCGGUCCCGCCUCUUCAGGCGGGGUUGGAAUGCUUGCGGGUGGAGGAAGCAGUAGAGGCACGGCUAGGCCGAGAACUAAGAGAGAACCCAGUGCAAAAGGACAAGCACCGCCAGGUGGGAGUAAGAACGUCCGGAAAUCUUGGUAUAUGAUGGCGGAGGACGAGCCCUUGACUGGGUGGCAGCUCUCCUCAGUUCCAGCAUCAACUUACUUCGCAGAGAGACUCGCGGACAACGAAUUACUCGAGUAGCAUGCUUUUUUUUGCGUACUCCUGGUUUCCUCUCUACUGUCUCUGAAGGCGGUUGUUGUACUUUUUAGGGUGAUCGACCACGACCAGCGUACGUGCAGCGAUGGUGAUCUUCAUCCGCAACUAAAAGAAGAAUCCUUCUCCAUUAUUUUCACCCAGUUACGUCAAUCGAUCAUGUGCGACGCAAUUUGCCAUCAACUCCGCGUUCGUACCAAAUACGCGAUUGCCGACGCAGUACAACAAUUACGUUAAAGGUCACGCCAGCGCGGCAGCUGCACUGAAAGCUGUGGAGAAGACUCAGCAGGGCACAGUUGCACCCAUCAAAAAGACCAUAUCUGUAACUCGAAAUACGGGUAGUAAGUAGCAAAGGUGUAGUUGCAGAUGCAGUACAACUAUAAUCAAGGUGCAUGUACUAAGUUUUUCAUCUUCAGUGACUGGGAAAGAUGAAGUCAACCUGAAUAUACUGGCUUUGACAACUAGUAGUUGUUCUUGUUUUCGGGUGCUACACGAGGAGGACGUCCGCCACGCGACCUCCUUGCAUUGAUAUUAACCUGUCAGUCCAACUCCAAGACGUAAUAAAAACAGAAAGAUGCGUGGAUAGAAGAAAAUUGAUGUAAUAAAAGAGUGUUUAUUAGUGUUGCUCCCCUCCAGUCGAUUAUUCCAGGCAUAGUCAAUGAAACAUCAAACUAAAUAAUGGGUCUUCAUAGUUUCCGCAAGCAUUUUUGAUUGUCGCGCUCCUGGAAAUGACGAUGCAGAUCAACACCACCAGCACAGAUGGCAGUGGAAGAGGUAGGCGCAAGCAAUGUGACAUGAGAGAAGGUCAGACGCAAUCGAGACGAAUCAUG